UCUCUCACACACACGCUCACUUACGCACAUCUUUUCCACAGUGAGCAUUUGAUCACGACAUUUUGCUUUAAAAUCGAACCUGAAACUGUGGGAAUAAUUUGGAAACUUGGAGGUCUUUCCAGCAGCUCUUCAUCCUGAGAGGCAAAUGUCCAGUCCACUGGAGAGGGUUGUAGCCCAGAAUAAGGAGGCCAUUGAAGCAGUGAUGGAGAUGUUUGAGAGAGGAGCCGAGGUGCUGGCCAGCGCUGUUGGAGAGAUGUCGCCGCUCUUCGAGGCUGCAGCUCCAGUCCUCAAGCUCGUCCUCAACAAUGUGGAAAGCAAGGAGAUCACAUAUGUCAAAGAUCAGUUUCUAGUUGUGAGGAGCAAAUUAGAUGUCCUCUCAUCUCAGCUACAAGACAUUGACUCUGAGAUUAGGAGGAGACGUUUGGAUACCCAGUUCUUCUCUGUGGAGGAAAAUUUGCGAAACCAGUUUAGAAAAUACAUUGGCAUUCUGGAGGCCAAACCUGAGUAUAAGGAGGUCAAAAAACGCUUGUUCUUGGAGCAUUUUUUCAUAACAGGAGGGGAGAAAAACCUCUGUGUGCUUUAUGAUGCUGUGUUGGGGAACAGCACAUUUGGGGAGCCAAUCCUGGAUGUUGUGGAACAAUACGAGGCCAGAAACAGAAGGGUCCUGGAAGAUUUCUGCGUCAGGCUGAAGGAGCUGCUCUGCCUGGGAAUAAUCGCUCUGCUGGGAUAUUGUUUCCUUACUCAGGGAGAAGAAGCAGAGCAGGAGAAGAUUCAAGAGUGGAGCGCAAAGAUCCAAGAAAUUGAGAUGAAAAUGAAGGAAGCGAUAGAGAAAUGUGUGCAUUCGUUUCCAGAGCAAGCUGAACUGGACAUCAAGAGGCUUGUGAAGGAGAGAGAGGAUGGGAACCUCCAGGAAACGGCCAAGGAACUGCUGGACUUCCUGGUGAAGAAGUACGACUGGGUGAGCUGGUCCAUCAGAGGCGUUAGUGACUUGGGCAAAAUUAGGAACUUGAGAGCUGGACAGAACUUUCAGAGUGUAGCGGGACAGAGUUAUUUUGAAGUAUCUGAAGGAAACGACAUAAACCUGGUGGUCUCGUUCUGCAGCGCCCCUCAGCCUGUGCCCAAUGAGAGCAUCAGACAGAUGAUGGAAGGUCCUGCGAGGAAGGGGGAUGCCAAAGCCGUCGUGGAGCUUCUGGAGAAGCAGUUAGCUGGCUUUCUGGUUCAUGCCGUCAGUCGUCACAAGGAGAGCUUCGCUGUGUCGAGUUUUCCUGAAGAAUGUCACUACUGGGACAAACACAAGAACGUGAAUGUAUGUGUGCAUGCAGAGUAGAUUUAGACAUAAACUAGCAUGUUAUAUGUUUGGCAACAGUUCUUCUAACCCUGAUUGAUGGAGUGUGUAGCUUUUCAUUUCUUAAAAAAACCAUGUAGUAAGACACAUCAUGAUCAUAUUCCAGGAUGACAAUGUCAUGAUUCAUCAGGCUCAAAUUGUGAGAGAAUUUUUGGGAGGGAGCAUGAAGAAUCAUUUUCAAGAGUCCA
This is a messenger RNA of Rhinichthys klamathensis goyatoka, 1533 nucleotides long. RefSeq names its product protein rapunzel-like. The transcript is spliced from 2 exons. NCBI's taxonomy places the organism in Eukaryota, Metazoa, Chordata, Actinopteri, Cypriniformes, Leuciscidae. The record is from RefSeq and is a predicted model, not a curated record. The coding region runs from base 146 to 1327 and encodes 393 amino acids.